Messenger RNA from Pyrgilauda ruficollis (rufous-necked snowfinch), 1118 nucleotides. It is a transcript of the gene AK3, whose product is annotated as adenylate kinase 3. The coding region runs from base 412 to 888 and encodes 158 amino acids. Gene Ontology annotation, cellular component: cytoplasm; mitochondrion. The transcript has 7 exons. Gene Ontology annotation, biological process: nucleobase-containing compound metabolic process. Gene Ontology annotation, molecular function: AMP kinase activity; ATP binding. NCBI's taxonomy places the organism in Eukaryota, Metazoa, Chordata, Aves, Passeriformes, Passeridae. The record is from RefSeq and is a predicted model, not a curated record.
GCCGCUGCUGCGCGCCGUCAUCAUGGGGCCGCCGGGCUCCGGGAAAGGCACCGUCUCCGCUCGGAUUAUCAAGCACUUCGGCGUGAAGCACCUCUCUAGCGGCGACCUGCUGAGGGACAACAUGCAGAGGAAGACAGGUUUUGUGCAAGACCGUAGAGCACCAGAAUCAUGCAAAAGGUUGUGUGAGAAGAGGAAAUUCCAAGUGGAAAUGUCAUAUUGCUUGAAUUGAGUUAUUAUCAUGUUCUUCUGGACAGCGGAGAGUCUGUGACCACCUCUCUAAUGCUAAGGCUUGUGGGCUUUUUCUCAUUUUCUGGACGUCAGAGAUAGUAUAAUGCAACUUUCACUUUUGCAGAAGUGGGAAUCCUUGCCAAGUCCUACAUUGACCAAGGGCAGCUUAUUCCGGAUCACAUCAUGACACAACUAAUGCUGAAUGAGAUAAAAGGUCUAGACCAGUACAACUGGCUAUUGGAUGGUUUCCCCAGAACCGUUGCUCAGGCAGAAGCCCUCGAUAAAGAAUGUCACAUAGACACUGUGAUUGACCUAGACGUGCCAUUUGAGACCAUAAAGUGUCGGCUUACAGCACGCUGGAUCCACCCUGCCAGUGGCAGAGUCUACAAUCUUGAAUUCAGUCCUCCCAAAGUGCAGGGCAUUGACGACAUCACUGGAGAGCCACUUGUUCAGCGUGAUGAUGACAAGCCAGAGACUGUCAGCAAGAGGCUUCAGGCUUAUGAUGCACAAACAAAACCUGUUCUAGAAUAUUAUCGGAAAAAAGGGUUAUUGAAAUCCUUUUCUGGAACAGAAACGAAUAAGAUCUGGCCACAUAUCUAUGCUUUCCUUCAAACCAAGUUGCCAGAUGUGAGCCAGAAAGAUGCUGCCAACCCCAGGUGAAAAUAGAUCAAACUUCUGCUCAUCUGUUACAGCUCACUCCUAAUUAUAUGAGAUUCUGCAAUCAAGGAUUUGUCCAAGUAGUCUACCAGACUUAUCAAUAAAUUAAGUCUAAUGCUGUUCUUAACUUACAUUAUGGUGAAAUUUUGUUGCCUGUGGUUACCACUUCAAUGCUGUAUUUUUUAUAUUAAAUAUACCUAAUUUUAAAAAUACAGUAACUGUCUUUAACAAAA